Molecule: messenger RNA, 1794 nt
Organism: Sander lucioperca (pikeperch)
Lineage: Eukaryota; Metazoa; Chordata; Actinopteri; Perciformes; Percidae
Product: alpha-tectorin-like
Exons: 13
Coding region: 1-1794 (597 amino acids)
Source: RefSeq, a predicted model, not a curated record
AUGCCUCUCUCCGUUGGCUCGCUGGCCUCCUCCAACAUGCUCCGCCUCCUGCUGUACCUGGCUGCUCUCUGUCAGCUGACAGGUGCGAGUUCGACCCCCGCUACCUGCACUGUGAGCGGCCCCGCUGUCAUCGAUUUCAGCCGCCGUGUUAGCUUCAUCCGGGACCGCUGUGCGUACACUCUGAUGUCCGGGCCGGGCCUCCAGCUGCUGGCCGCCUUCAAGGAACGCCGCCGCACAGACGUCAGUUUCUUGGACCGUGUGAUCCUGCGUCUGGACGAGCCGGCUGUUGACAUUCACCUGGGACAAGGCGGGAAAGUACAACUGAACGACUCAACGCUGAGUCUGAACAGCUCGUCUCAGACGCCACACGGCGUGGAGAUCUCUAAGGAAGUGAACGGAGUCACCGUCAGAGUGUCGCUCUCCAACUUCCUCACCUCGAUCUUCUUUGACGGCACCACCGCACAGAUCUACGUAAAAGGACCAGAGCCGGCCUCCCUGCAGGGGUUAUGUGUGAACUCCAGCAGCUCUCUGAGGGAAGUGAUGCUCUCUGAGUUCAGCUCCAGCAGCUGUGAGACUCAGUCCAGUGAAGCCGCUGACGGACGGAUCAACUGCACCAAGAUGACCGAACGCUGUAAUCUUCUGAAGGAGGCGCCCUUCACUUCCUGUCACAGCCACAUUGACCCGGAGCCGUACGCCGCCGCCUGCAUCGACACGCUGUGCAGAUACCCGGCGGUGGACGGGCUCAGCUGUCAGUUCCUGGAGGCGUACGCCGGCGCCUGCAGCCUGCUGAGUAAUGACACACUGGAGGGCUGGAGGUCAAAGGCCAGCUGCUGUAAGAGCGGUUUCUGUCAGGACACCUUCUGCAGUGCUCACGAGUUCUGUGGCGAGGACGUCGGCGGCCGACCCGCCUGCCUCUGUCGGGCGCAGUUUGCCUCCAAAUACCGACCGACGGGCGCUUUGGGUGAUCCGACGGUCUGCAGGCAGAACUACGCCUCCGUCUCCCUGGCUGGUUGUCUCCUGGCAGAAAAAGGCAUCAACAUCUCCGUCCUGCAUCUCAACGACCCAGCCUGCAGAGGCCACGUGGAUGAAAGGACCCACAUGGUGACGUUCGGCUUCAACGACAGCAAACCCUGUGGGACAGUCGUCAUGGCCUCAGACAACAAAAUCACCUACAAGAACACCAUCAAGACGGACAACGCCACGUCUGCUCCCAUCACUCGCCAAGUCUUCACGAACAUCGACUUCUCCUGCUUCUACCGCCAGCCGGAGGUCAAGGCCAUGUCUUUCAAAAUGAAAGGAGGCACUGCGAUGCAGCAGAUUGAGUCUGGAUCAUGGAACUACAGUCUGUCUAUGAGCAUGUUUGCCGACGCCGCCUGUACUACGCCCCUCGACUUCUCGGGCGGGAUCCAGACGGACCAGAUCAUCUACAUGAACCUGGACACCGGCGGGCUGGACGGCAACAUCAUCACCCUGGUGAUCAAGGCCUGCUGGGCAACCAGCGCGCAGAAUGGCGGCGGUCUGAGAUACGACCUCAUCAUAAACGGCUGUGGGAACCCGUCCGACCGCACGGUGAAGGUGGUGGAGAACGGGAAGGGGGGAACCGUCUUAUCCUUCCAGAUGUUUCAGUUUAAAGGCGACGCCAGCGGCGUCUUCCUCAGUUGCAAGAUGAAACUGUGUCUGAAGAGCGACCUCGGCUGUCAGCCGAACUGCCAGCAAAAGAACCGGAGACAGAGAUCUGUCCGGCCUCUGUAUGAAGAUGAGAACCCAGCCAUCGUCUCUGUGUCCUGGAGCUAG